Oryzias melastigma (Indian medaka) is the source of this 2752-nucleotide messenger RNA. RefSeq names its product nucleoporin 88 (gene nup88). Gene Ontology annotation, biological process: ribosomal large subunit export from nucleus; mRNA export from nucleus; ribosomal small subunit export from nucleus. Gene Ontology annotation, cellular component: nuclear pore. Gene Ontology annotation, molecular function: structural constituent of nuclear pore. The record is from RefSeq and is a predicted model, not a curated record. Bases 37 to 2196 code for a protein of 719 amino acids. NCBI's taxonomy places the organism in Eukaryota, Metazoa, Chordata, Actinopteri, Beloniformes, Adrianichthyidae. The transcript has a single exon.
AUGAGGGUUGCUCUCGCGAGAUUAUGGUGAGUGAAGAUGGCGGCCUUCGGCGCGGAACAGUGGCAGAGUGAGUUGCCGAAUCACGAUAUUUUUAAAUUAAUUAGAGAAAAGUUGGAUCUGGACUCGAAGGGCGAUGAAAAGAGAGUCACGAAGAACCUGGCGUUUUGUUUGGGCGGGGACCUUUUCGUGUGGGACGACGGAGAGCGCGUGUUUUACACGACCAACCUGCGACAGCUGAACUCGGCGGAGAGUCAAAGCAGCGGGAAGUUUCAGACGCUGCUCUGCAUCAACCCUCCCCUCUUCCAGGUGCACCAGGUGCUGCUCAGCCCCACGCAGCACCACGUCGCCCUCAUCGGGCUGCGGGGCGUCUCGGUUCUGGAGCUUCCGCAGCGAUGGGGCAAAAAGUCCCAGUUCGAGGGAGGACGGGACAAGAUCAACUGCAGGACCAUCCCGGUGGCCGAGCGCUUCUUCACCAGCUCCGCGUCGUUGAAUCUGCGGCAGGCCGCCUGGUACCCCAGCGAGACCGCAGAACCCCACCUGGUUCUGCUCACCUCCGACAACACCAUCAGGUUUUACAGCUUGAAGUCGCCCCAAACUCCGGCUAAAGUGCUGCCCGUGUCGCUGGCGGAUGACGACAGCAGCAUCCACCCUCCCGUCAGAUCUUACGCAGCAUCUUUAGGGGAGAUCGCUGUGGCCUUUGACUUUGGGCCAGCCUCACCUCCGUCCAGGCAUCUUCUGGCACAAGGCUCCAGGGAGCAGGUGGUCUACCCGCUGUUCAUUCUGUACGAAACUGGAGAGACCUAUGUGAGCUACAGCAGCCUAUCCAACGGAGUGACCCUGAGCCGCCCAGCGGGACCCCUCCCCAUGUAUCCUGCAGCGGAGGACAACUAUGGCUAUGACGCCUGUGCCAUCCUGUGCCUGCCCUGCGUUCCCAACAUCCUGGUGAUCGCCACGGAGUCAGGUACGCUGUAUCACUGUGUGGUGCUGGAGUCCGAGGAGGAGGAGGAGACUGGAGCGGUGGAGAAGUGGACCAGAGGGACGGAGGCGGUUCCUGCUCUCUACGUCUUCGAGUGUGUCGAGCUGGAGCUGACGCUCAAGGUGGCGGCGGGAGAGGAGGAGGAGCCUCAGGAGCUGGAUUUCACCUGCCCGAUCAGGCUCCACAGAGACGCCCUCUGCCAGCAGAGGUACCACUGCACCCACGAGGCAGGCGUGCACAGCGUGGGGCUGAUAUGGGUCAGCAAGCUGCAGAAGUUCCUGCAGUCCAGCGAGGAGGAUAAGGACAGCCUCCAGGAGCUGGCGGCCGAGAAGCGCUGCAUUGUGGAGCACAUCUUCUGCUCCAUGCCGCUGGUGACCAGCCACUCCGCUCCCGUGUGCGGGUUUUUGAUCGUGUCGGACCUCUCGUUAGGCGCCACCAUGAUCUGCAUUACCAGCACCUUUGAGUGCAUCACCAUGCCCCUCCUGAGCUCCAUCCGGCCCUCCUCCCCACCCCUGCUCUGCUCCCACCCGGGCCUGAGCUCCACCAGCUCCCCCCUGCGUAGCCUGGCCGAGGACUCCUUCGAGCAGCACAUUCGCAGCAUCUUGGCCCGCGGCUCCACUAACCCUCUCGUGCUGAAGGCCGGGGACAAGGACGCGUCUCCUCCUCCCCAGGAGUGUCUGCAGCUGCUCAGCAGAGCCACGCAGGUCUUCCGCGAGGAGUACAUCCUGAAGCAGGACUUGGCCCGGGAAGAGAUGCAGAGGAGGGUGAAGCUCCUGGCGGGACAGAAGAACAAGCAGCAGGAGGAGCUCAGCCAGUGCCGGGAGGAGAAGAAGAGCCUGAGAGAGAUGGCCGAGAGGUUGGCCGACAAGUACGAAGACGCCAAGUAUCGACAGGAAACCAUCAUGAACCGGGUCAAGAAAGUUCUGUGCAGCCUCCAGAACCAGCUGCCCGUCCUGUCCAACAGCGAGAAGAACAUGAGGAAGGAUCUGCAGGCCGUCAGCGACCAACUGAAGCACCUCGACAACUCCAUCAAGCAGGUGUCCAUGAAGAUGGAGUACCAGAAGACGCUGGUGGACAAGGACGCGCCGGCCAGCAGGGGGACGGUGUCCCUCAACGCCCAGCAGAAGAAGGUGGUGCAGGACGUCCUGCGGGAGCAGGGCCAGCAGAUCGGUGACAUGAUGAAGCAGAUCAAAGACGUUAAGAACCACUUCAGUUUCUAAGCAUUUCAGACUCCUUUUUGGGGACAUUUUGUGCAGCAGAUAUUUGAUUAUAGGUAUUUUACAAACAAUCUCACUGUUUUUUUGGAAGAAUUGUUUGUUUCAUGAAAGAAAAACGCUCUUUUCAAGUCACUAAGAGCAGAAAAACAAUAUUCGGACAGAUAAAGCAAAUAUUUAAAGAUGAACUCGAAUGCCAUUCCUUUUUUUUUACAAAUGUUAUUGACUUUUGUGACAAAAAAAUAAAGUUUAAAGCAAAGUUUUACUAGUUAUUCUUUAAACAGAAUCAUUAGAGGUCUUUUUAUUAUAAUUUUUGACACAAUCUAAAAACCACUUGUUUUCCAAGACAUACAUUCUGCAGAGUGACAGGAGCUCAUUAGAAAUUCACCUCAGAGUUGUGGGCGAGACUGUUGGUGUGUAGCAACCCCGCCCCCCUUCCCCUCUAUGUUGCAGAGAGCCUGUGGCCCGCCCAGCAUGUUUUCUACAUUACAGAUAAUUUAAAACUGCAUUUUUUUCAUCUGCUCCUGAUUCACAACGAUUUGAAUAAAUAAAUACUCAGAAA